Schistosoma turkestanicum is the source of this 825-nucleotide messenger RNA. The record is from the annotation of a GenBank genome assembly. Lineage: Eukaryota; Metazoa; Platyhelminthes; Trematoda; Strigeidida; Schistosomatidae.
AUGCUUACGGAUGUACGUGUGUACUUAAACAAUAAUUCUGGAUCAUCCACACUAAUUUCAAGAAAGAAAAACGCCAAUGAAUUGAUGGAGUUUACAACAACCACUGCUACUACUACUACUACUACUGCUGAACAACAAGAAGACAUCAAUCAUCAACAUCCAUUGGAUGAUAGUCCCGUAGUUAGAACAACUAAAAUUGCUGACAAAAAACUUUAUCCCGCUGUAACAGAUGAAAAUGUAGAAUUACAAAAGAGCAUGUUAAAUAAUUAUGUGGAUAAAAAUACAUUAUUUUUUAAUAAAUUCAAAAGAGAACGUCGAUUAACUGAGAAACUAUCCAAAGGUAUUGGUUAUCAUCUUGGACGAAGACGUCGUCUAUUGGAAAGUCGAAGAAGAAUGGCAGAUUUUGCUUUAGCAUUCAGUAUAUUCGGUAUAUUAGUGGCAUUUCUUGAUAUCGAAUUCAUCUCACGAUCAUUGUAUCAUAAAGUUUUUCUAUGUGAAGAAUAUACAAAAGAUUGGAGAAUCUGUGUGACAAAGCAUAGAAUUAUACAGAUUAUCGCAGAAUUAUUCAUCUGUUUCAUACAUCCAUUUCCUGGUAUUGAUUUAUUUUUUAACAGUUCAUUCCCAGUGAUUCAUACUAUGCAUCAUAAACGUACACAAUUAAGUGAUCAUUUUAGUCCAUAUCUAUUAUUGAUUUUACCAAUGUUAGGUCGAUUAUAUUUAGCAUUACGUGCAUUAUUAUUACACUCACGAAUGUUUAAUGAUGCUGGCUCAAGAAGUAUUGGUGCAAUGAAUAAAGUGAGUUGGGAAACGAUUUUUUUUAACUAA